Plutella xylostella (diamondback moth) is the source of this 1098-nucleotide messenger RNA. The record is from RefSeq and is a predicted model, not a curated record. NCBI's taxonomy places the organism in Eukaryota, Metazoa, Arthropoda, Insecta, Lepidoptera, Plutellidae.
UUCAUAACUAUGAAAUGAACGCCACAGCGGAAUAAAACAUCAGUAAACUAUGCAAUUUUUGCAUAAUAUAUUUUGUAUUAUUUUAUGUUUUUUGUUUAGCUUAGAUCACUUUAAAGCAGAAAACCUCAACAUAAGCACUGUGACGCUAAAGACGCAUCUAAACGAGAGUAAAGAGCUGAUGAUAGAUGAUGAAGAAAUUACACGACGAGUUGUGAAUGGAGUUAAAGCCAAUCUUGGCCAGGUACCAUUCAUAGUAUCAUUCAAGGGGGGGUCGUGGUCGCGGGGCGUGUUCAGAGGCACUAACUACUGCGGGGGCACCCUCGUGGCACCAGCCAAGAUCCUCUCAGCCGCGCAUUGCUUCUGCAGAACCAAAAAGACUUGCGGAAUCGCAAGAAAUACCCCAAAAAGUUUAAAAAAUAAAUUUGCCGUAAUGGGCCAGUUGACUAAUAAAGCUACCUACUCCUCUAAAAAAAAAAACGAAGGACAAUGGCGAACACUUAAAAAUCUCACUUAUCAUUCAAGUUAUAGUUUUCCUCAAAAUGAUAUUGCUAUUUUGUUUACAACAGAACCGUUUGAAUUAAAUCAGCAAGUGAAUACAAUAAACUUUGCACGGAGUCACAAAGAUUAUACAGGACACUGCACUGUUGCUGGGUUUGGACGAACUGAAACAAAUAAGGCAUCGUCACACUUGCUGAUGGCCACGGUACAGAUCAUUCGCACUCACGAGUGCAGACGGCGGGUUGGAAGGAGGCACAGAAACCUACACACUUACAAAAUAAUAUGCAGCACAAAAUCCAUAGCGGAUACUGGCAAGGGUGACUCCGGAGGGCCGUUGUUUUGCAGCAGCACCGGAGAAAAAGGAGAGUCAUCGUUUGGGAUCCUAGUGGGGAUCGUGUCUGGAACCGUCCCUAGAAGAACAGGGGUGUCAUUUUACACUAGGACCUCAUCUUUUGCAGGUUAUAUUGAUAGAAACGAAGCGAGACCAAUGAUGCAAUACACUCACUCAAUGUGUGUAGGUAUAUUUUUGAUAUUAAAUUUAUGCAAUGGUAGACCUUAAAACUUUUGUGAUUGAUAUAUUUUAAGAUCAAUUUUAUGAAU